Fraxinus pennsylvanica is the source of this 405-nucleotide messenger RNA. Lineage: Eukaryota; Viridiplantae; Streptophyta; Magnoliopsida; Lamiales; Oleaceae. The record is from the annotation of a GenBank genome assembly.
AUGGCUUUUAUGGAAAGAUGGAUGUCGAGCCACUGGGAUGAUGCAAGAGGAAUUUUGAAGAAGCCACUUGUCAUAGCCGAAUUCGGAAAAUCUAGCAGAGAUCCAGGAUACAAUUUGAAUGCUAGAGAUUUAUACAUGGGCGAUGUAUACAGAGAUAUAUACAGAUCUGCAAGAACAGGAGGAACAAUGAGUGGAAGUUUAGUUUGGCAACUUAUGGCAGAAGGCAUGGAUUCCUAUCAUGAUGGAUAUGAAAUUAUCUNNUAUCAUGAUGGAUAUGAAAUUAUCUUAUCACAAAAUCCCUCAACUGCUGGAAUUAUGUCAAGGCAAUCUCAUGCCAUGACAGAUUUAUCUCAUUUGUUCAUUGGACUUCAUCAUGCUCAGACUGCAAGACAGUCUGCUCCAUGA